UGUGGCUGUCCUCUCAGUGACCGCUUGCUGUGCUCGCUGUAGUGUCUGCAUUCUUGGCCAGGCACAGCGCCGCACUGGGCACAGAGAGGAACUUGGCAGACACUUCUUCCUUCAUUUUGGAGAUUUCCCCCACCCUCAAUACUAAAAAGAAAACUUCCUGGUCUUGGAUUAAACUUCUGGCCGAGCCCUGGGGUGAGGAGUCUGUGAAUGCCACCAGUUCCAGGUUGGUGCCGAUUGCCUUUAAACAAUAUCUUACUAAUGUAUUGUGUUUCAUUUUAUGCUAAGCAGAGACCCAGGAACCAUGUGCAGAAUGAUUCAUUCUGUCUCAUAGCACAAGAUCUGCUAAAUGUGGAACUAGCUUAGAGUCUGCCCAGUACUACACUCUGAUUUCUUCUCAGAAACGUGUUAUUAGCUUACUUUUACUGAUACACUAUAUAUAACAGCAUGCUGCAAGUAGUAUUUUAUUCUGUUACUUUCUAAAACCAGAAUAUAGCAGUAUGCAUCUUCCAUCUCAGGAUAUAAAAGUAGAUUUCCUGUGGUAUUGUAUAUCGUCUGUACAAGAACAAAUGUGAUUGCUAUUUUUAAAAUCUAUUUAUUCCAUCUCUUAAUUUGGGAUAUUUUACAGCCUCCAUUCCUGGAUACACAACAUGAUAGUUCAUAUUUUUUUUAUUUUUUUUUAUGUUUCCUUUCCCUACACCCCUUAAAAAUAUAUGUAAUGCAGGGUUGGUGAGCAAUGUGUGUUAUUACUUGUCCUGGUGUUACUGUCACUUUUUGUUAGCACUAACCUAAUUCUCUGUAGCAUAGUAUUGAUGUAGUCAUGCUUUCAAUCACUUUAAGUAAGUUAUAUUAGAUUCACAGCAAAUGUUACACUUUGGGCAUUCCAGUUGUUGUGGGUUACAUUUCCAGAUGUUCUCACCUUGGUAGAAGAAUUGAAAUGGCUAAAGUUGACCACCAUUCCAAAUUAUAUGGUGUUAGCUUGGCAAAUUAUUCUUCAGCUUUAAUAUGAACUGUGAUCCAUUCCUCAAGUCCAAAAUAAGUAACAUUAAAGUAAAAUGUUACUUAUACUGUCAAUUCUCGUGGUUUUUAUAAUGUUUAUCUCCUACUGGGAUGAAACUAGGCACCUUUAUCUUCGCACCCUGUCAGUCAUAGAUAUACAUUUCUGUUAUUGACCAUAGUCAGUGAAUAAGCAGAAAAUGAAACACUGUUUAUGUACUCCUCAUUUGCAUUUAGUGCCAGGACUGUGCCUUAUCUAAACAAGACUGGGAUGCAAUUUACGAAAAUAUUUACAUAUACAUUAAAACAAAAAUUAGCAUGAAAUGAAAACACAGGUUAUAGUUGAUUUUCACUGUUUUAUUACAUUGUGUAGUUUUACAAUUCAAUAUUGUGGUGACGUGGGAGUCUCAGGGCGCUGACCUCCAUUUUUUUUGUCCAUCUGUUUGGGAGCAGUUUUACAACUGAUGAUCUGGCUGGUCCCUGCACACUGUCCCUCUUCAACGGAAUUAAAUAUGUGGCAUGUAGAGUUAUGCAUUAUCAAUGUUUAUUUUGUCUAACCUUGACAGAAGCAAUAGGUUAUGGGCACUGAGCUAAAUAUGCCUCAGUGCACACUGGGUGAUGGAACAAAAUGGUUGUGAUGAAUUGACAAGAGAUGACAAAAACUAGACAAGCUGAACUAUUUCUCAUGCUCUGCUUAUUGACAAAACCAGGAAUUAUCAGGAACAUUUUAGGCCAAAGUAAACAAGCUGUGGAAAUUCUUUAAUUCAGUUAUUUUUCCAGCUCCAAUUUUUUUGGCUUAAAAUAUGCCAUUCCUUUCUCAAUUUGCAACAGUUUCCAGUUUAGUUAACAUACUCAAAUACAUUUUCUUGCUAAAAGUUAUGUUUUUGCAGACCUCUGCCUAUAUGUUUGUAAAAAUCUGUUUAUAGCUCAGUAGUCAAAUUCGUGUCAUACCGUGCAUUGUAUGUGGUUAUUUCAUAGCCUCUAAAUAUCCUCCUACUACCAUACUCUCAAAAUAUGCUUAAAAUUAGUAGCAGUUAGUACUUAUAUGUACAGUAAAUAGAGGGUAUGUGUGAAUUAUCUAGUACUGUCAGUUGUUGACUUACACGGAAUUGAAUCAUAAUGAUUCUUUACCCAACCAACAUACCGACCCAACCGGUCAUCUCACAUUACAUUGCAACAGUUUUUUGUAAAAAAAUUUUGGGGGUGGGGAGGUACAUGUUUCCAUAAUAACCAAGUUGAAAUAUCUUUUCCAUCUUCUUAAAUGUGACCUGGAAUUUGCAUUUCCGUGUAAAGCUUUAGAGAAAAUAAAAGUAGAUUGCCAGAUGUUUUAAAAGUACAGCUUCCAUGAUGCUUUUUCAUGCUAAAGGUAUUCUAAAGGCAUGCAAAGCAUCAUGGGAGUUGUAGUUCUACAACAUCUGGGGAUCUACCUAUCAGGCACCCCUACUGCGCUCAUGUCUACCACCAUGAAUAAGAGCAGACAAACAUAACGCCAACAAGCAACUAAAUAAGUAGCUAUGUUAAUGGCUAACUAAAUGAGCAGAACAUCACUGGCCUGCAAAUUAACAUUUGAGAAAGGAGAUGGUGAAGAGCCAUAAUUAGACCUGGAGGAACAGGUCCUGAACCUGGGCUAUCUGUAAAAAGCAGAACAUUUGAAAUAUAUGAAGUUGGGUAUUACAUUCAUGUUCAGUCAUUUAAAGAGACACUGCAGGCACCUUCACUUCCUUUUCUUCCUAAUCUUUGUCUUUAUAAUUCUAAUUAUAGGUGCAGCGAUUUGAUAAAAAUAAAUUAGCUUCAGAUACAAUUCCACAUGCCAAUUUAGGACAUCACAUAGGAAUCCAUACUACCUCAUGCACUUACAUUCUUUUAUACUGAGUGUGCAUAUACCAAACAAGUCCUAAGUAACUCUUUUGGACUGUUUAAAUGAGACAACCUGUAGAAAGGGACCAAAGCUUUUUGGCCAGUGUAUGGAGAGCAAACUGAAACUUCUGUUAGCUGUCCAAGUUGUUUCAUUAAUGUCUUUCCAUGAAUAAAAAGAAUUGACUGGUAAUCCUUACAGUGAAACUUAAAAGACAAAAAGUUGACAAAAUACAACAGUAAGAUGUAGCAGACUAAUUAUAAAAUUAUGGAGAGCAAAAAACGGGUUGCAAGAGUAUUCUGAGAACGGACAGCAGCUGAAAUAGCCUGUCCUUCGGUGGGUCCACGCUCAGAACUCAAGCUGAUUUUAGCUCAUCUUGUGCCAUUACAGAGAGAACAUAUCUGAAGCAUAUCAGACGGGUGCCACCCAUACGGGCAGUCCAUAUCCGAAAUGCCAGCAAGUUCUCUCUGCACGAGAGAUACAGUAACCCCAGAUGAUCGUUUCAGCCUUGUUAGGUAUCAUCAGUAAGGCAUAGCUGAUAUCUCUCUAGGCACCGUGAGCAAGGGGUCCACGUCUGGAUUACCCUUUAAACUUAUGGAGAGCAAAAAACGGGUCGCAAGAGUGUUCUGAGAACGGACAGCAGCUGAAAUAGCCUGCCUAAUUAUAAAAUGAUCUAAAAUUAAUAAUCCUCAUAAAGAGAUUGUUGUUAAAGAGAUUGGGUUUAAAAAAAAAAAAAUAUUCCUUUUCUUUCACUCGUACAUCAGUCACAAUAACAUCAUGAUAACAUUAUCUUAUUUUUAUACAUGAGCCCUAAAUACAAGUGGAUCAGUUAUGAAUAAUUAUGGGGCUAGUGACGGCUCUGUUGUAAGUCAGGAAAUAAAGUCAGAGUAAACAUCUACCACUUAGAGCCAGCUGUUAAUAAUUAAUUAGCUAUAGAUUUUGGAUGCUUUUCAUUGCAUUAAUUACCUUGGAGAUUUCUCAUUAUUAUUACGUUGUACUUUUCUGUUAACUCUAAGUAUUAAUUUGUAAUAAUUACUGUUAAUAUUAACAAUGCAUAGCUUCAAGGAUUACGGCAACAUUAAACAUCAAUGUAUUUAUUUUUAACGUUCGUGUUCUUUUUAAAUUAAGGUAACCAAUUGUUGUUAAAAAAAAGCUAUAAAUCGUACCUGUUUUCCAGCACCAAAAUAAUCUUCUGCAGUUCGAUCCUCACAUUGUGAGAUUAACAACAUGGACGAUCCCUGCUCCAAUCAGUUGGGUUAUGAACAAUGUGGUCUUUUUUUCUUUGUAUUAAGCUUUAUAUAUAUGAAGGGGCUGGUUGAAUUGAGAAAACUGGCCUUGGGUCAGCAGAGAGGGUAAUUCCACCCCACUCUUACUCAGUCACUGCAUGCCCAGCCAAUGUUUCCCUUUUACCACUGCUGCUGAGGGCAGGCGAGAGAAGGUGGUGUGAUCAAUGCUUGGGAACGCAACUUCGGUGUUAAACUCCAGCCCCCUUCAUUGAGAUUAAGUUUUUAUGAGGGCAGAGUUGUCAUUAAAGAUGAUGUUUUUUUGUUUUGUUUAGAGCAGUGGUUCCCAACCCAGUUCUCAAGCACCCCCCUACCAGUCAAGGAUUUAGGGAUUACCCAGUUGUGUCCAGGGCCGGUGCAAGGAAUUUUGCCGCUCUAGGCAAAAAAUUUUUUGCCACCCCCCCAUAUGUCCUGCCCACCAUGUGACAUCACAAUGCCCUGCCCAUAUGCUCUGCCAUUCUUCACAAAGUGUCUUUUAUCUGAAAAAACAGUGUUUACAUUAAAAAGCCUACAGGCACAGGCUAUAGACACCAGAACCACUACAUUAUGCUGUAGUGCUUCUGGUGACUAUAGUAUCCAUUUAAUGUGAGGUAAAUUAGAGAUUAGUGCCACUAAUAAUAUAUUGGAUUGCCUACUUACCACCAGAUGAGGACAAGAGGCUGAUGAUGGGCUCUGUCUGGCUCCACAGGUCUGGUGUAGAAGAGGCUCUCUGGAGACUGUUUUUAACAGUGCUCUCAACAAUUAACGAACAGGAAGCAGCUCCAUUUUUUAGGGCCCCUUACACAACUCAAGGUCUGGGCCCCCAGGGCUUGACCGUGAGUAUGCCUACAAUGCCCACCCAUAAAUCCACCUACAUGGCCCACCCGUGAGUUCUCUCACAGGAAGUGGAGUGUAUGUGAUGUUUUAUGUGUUAUUGUAGAGGAUGCAACGUGUGUGUGUUCUUAUAGAAUGUAGUGUAUAGGGAUACCAAUUUCUGUAAGGGAUGUAGUGUGUGUUUGCGUGUAAGGAAUGCAUUGUUUGUUUCUGGGUGUGUGUGUAAGGGGUGCAAGGUGUGUUUCUGUGUAUUUAAUUGAAUGCAGUGUGUGUCUGUAAGGGGUGCAUUGAUUGUGUAAUAUGCAUUUUGUUUCUGUGUGUAAGAGAAUGAGUUUGUGUGAACGUAAGGGAUGCAUUGUGUGUUUCGGGUGUGUCUGUGUGUGAGUAGGAAUGCAUUGUAUGUUUCUGUGUGUGUGUGUUUGUAGGAGGGAUGCAUUGUGUAUGUGUGUAUGUGUGUAGUGUAAAAGAGAGGGUUUGUGGGGUAGGAUAGGGACUGAGAGGGGAGCAGCUCUUUAUUUAUUUUUAAUUUUUUGCAUAGUGCUCACCCUCCUGUCAAUUAUUGAUUUCCCCUUCCCUCCUGUCCCUUAGUGCUCUCCCUUGGUCCCCUGUAGUCCCCCCUUGGUGGUCUUCUCACUCCCCCUUAGUGGUCCUCCAUCCCUCCCCUUAGUGGACCUCCCUCUCCCAAACCCCUUAGUAGACAUUCCCCUCCUCCCCCCACCCCCUUAGUGGUCCUUACCCUCCUCCCCUCUCCUUAGUGGUCCUUACCCUCCUCCCCUCUCCUUAGUGGUCCUCCCUACUUACCCCCUUUGGUGGUCCUUUCCCCCCUUAGUGGUCCUCCUCUCCCAAACCCCUUAGUGGACCUCCCCCCUCCCACAGUGGUCCUUACCUCCCCUCCCUCAGUGGUCCUUACUCCCCACCCCCCCUUCCCCAGUGGUUCUUACUCCCCCCUCCUACCCCAGUGGUCCUUACUCCCCCUUCCUCCCCAGUGGUCCUUACUCCCCCCUUCCCUCCCAGUGGUCCUUGCUCCCCCUCAACCCCUCCCCCAGAGGUGGUCCCUCCCCCCUCCUACCCCAGUGGUCCUUACUCCCCAGUGGUCCUUGCUCCCCCCUCCUCCCCAGUGGUCCGCCUCCCCUCCUCCCCAGUAGUCCUUACUCCCUCCUGUCCGCUACCCCCGAUUGGUCCUUCACCACCCCCUCCCCGUGGUCGCCCCCCCUCCUGAGGUGGGGUCGCCUGCCUCCCCUGCCCCUGUGGUCGCCUACCCCCUCCCCUCCUUGUGGUCCAUACCCCCCUUCCUUGUGGUCCAUACCCCCCUUCCCUGGUGGUCCUUACCUCCCCCCUCCCCUCCUGGCCCUUACCACCCCCCUCCCCUCGUGGUCCAUACCCCCCUUCCGUGGUGGUCCUUGCCUAUCUCCCCUCACCCUGUGGUCCUUGCCUACAACCCCACCCCCCUGUGGUCCUUGCCUAUUCCCACCCUCCCCUCCCCCUGUGGUCCUUGCGCCCCUCCCUCCUGUGGUCACUUACCCUAUUGCUCCCCUGUGGUCUUACCUAUUCCCACCCACCCCCUCCCCUGUGGUCCUUACCUAUUCCCACCCUCCUGUGGUCCUUACCAAUUCCCACCCUCCCCCUCCCUGUGGUCCUUACCUAUUCCCACCCCCUCCCCUGGUGGUCCUGGUACCCCUGGUGGUACCUCCUCUUUCCUCCCGUAUAUAGCGUGGCCGGGCGGCACGGAAUGCGAGACAGGAACCUCUGUUUCCUGUACCCGGCCGCCGGCGGACUGACAGGAAGUGCUCACUGAGUGAGCACUUCCUGUCAGUCUGCCGGCGGCCGGGUACAGGAAACAGAGGUUCCUGUCCCACGUUCCGCGCCGCCCGGCCACGCUACAUUGAGAGACCGGCAGGAGGGAGCGCUCUGCGCUUCCCUCCUGCCGGUCACUCAAAUCCAGCCGCCCUCCACAGCAGUGCUGCGCCGCCUGAGGCUUGUAAAAGCGCUCAGGUGGCGCAGCAUGAUGAGCCGCCGGAGGCAGGGAUCCGGCGCCCCCUGCUUAGAGGUAGCGCCGGCCCUGGUUGUGUCUAAGGUGUUUUUAGAAAAAACAAAAAAACACUUUAGACACAACAGGGUAAUAAAGGCUAAAUGCUGGACUGGUAGGUGGUACUUGAGGACUGGGUUGGGAACCCCUGGUUUAGAGUGUCCUUUUAAAGGGAAACCGUCACUUCUUAAUUAUGUAUCCUCAACCUUUGUAUUUAACAAUUAAAUAUUUGUGUGACGUGAAAUAUAAAAUUAAAUGUAGCUAUCUAUAGCCCUUUAUCCUGAAAUUGGGCACCUCCAUCUUGGUUCCCGUCAAGCAGUUUUUAUAAGCUCUGUAUUUUGCAACUGGCCUAAAUAAAAGUUGAGAAAUUAAACAAUGUUUCUGUUUCUCCUCCUCAUCUGGGUGCCUUAAAUCUUUCAUAAAAAUGUGUACAAAGCAAAUUGAUGCUUUUGCUGUAUUGCAUGUGACCCAUGCCCUGACCAAACUAUACAACAAAAUCCACAUCUAAAACUCUCAUCUUUAUGAAUCUUACUAGAAAUACCUUGUAAAACAAGCAUGUCAAACUCAAAGUCUAGCACGGGCCACAUAAACAAGGUUUAAGUUCAUGUGGGCCGCAAAAAACAAACAAACCUUAAAUUUUCAUAGAAAUUGGAAUUUUGAAAAGUACAGUAUAAUAAAAAAAAACAGUAUCCCCCUCUAUUAAACCACAGCACCACCCUCUACUAAAUUCCAGUCCCCCCUCUACUAAAUCCCAGUCCCCCCCCCAUAUACUAAAUCCAAGUCAUCACCGUCUACUAAAUCCCAGCACCCCUCCUCUAGACAACAAGCAGACUCCACUCACAUUGCCGCUGCCAGUAUGCAACUCCGGCCUCUGGUAUACCCCAAAUGGCGCCGUCCGCACCCUGUGCCAAAUCUGAUCCUCCCGCUACUUAUUGAAACCCUUUGAAGGUGGAGCACGUCGGAAUGUGACGUGGCACUGUGUGCCUCCAUGCACCUCCAGGUACUCCGCUGUCCAGUCGCAGUCAAUUUACACACACAGACACUGACAGACACACACACUUACAGACACACUCACUAACAGACACACACACACACUGACAGAUACUCACUGACACACACACACACACACUCACUGACACACACAUACUCACUGACAGACAGACACACUCACAGACACACACAUACAUACAGACACACACACACACACACUGACAGAGACACACCAUUUUCUUUAUUGCUCCCUAUCUUUGGGAGCCAAUGUGGUGCCUCUCCUUGGGGUCCAGGAGGGAUCUUCUAUCUGCUCCUCACUGUUCCCUAGCACGCAGUUUAGUGAUGCCAGGUGCUGGAAUAUGACAUCAUAUUCCGGCGCCCGGCUUCACUACAGAUGGUGCACGCAAGGGAGCAGUGAGGAGCAUAAACGCUGUGCUCCCUCGCUGGCCCUCCUCCCGGCCAGUUAAAUGAUGGCAGAGUAGGCACCUACAAUGUGGGGAAAGCAGGUGCUUACUCUGCUUUAACACCAAGCAUGCACAUGCGGCUUGCAGUAAAAUAUUAGACUAAAUCAGUACUUUGUGAUACCUUUUUUUUAUUGGACAAUCAGAAUUUUGGAUUGACACGCUUUCAGGAGAUCCUCCUUUCUCAAGUCUCAAUGCUUUAGAUUUGAGAAAUUGAGGUAGUCCUGAAAGCUUUUCAAUCCAAAAUUCUGGUAGUCCAAUAAAAAAAGGUAUUACAAGGCACUGAUUUAGUCUGUUAUUUUACAUCUGCAUCACGGCUAAUACGGCUACAAUCUCCACAAGAAUUACCCACCAGUUUUGGCACUAAAACUAAUAAAAGCAAUUAAAAUCUCCUCACAGCAAUAGCGAUACACACUAACAAUGCUUCUCUGUAAGAAGCACUUACUUCCACUUUAAACUGGAAUUUAAAGUGAGUGAAGCAGGAUACUUGACAGUCAGGAGGUGUUAUGAAUGGGAUUUAUUAAAUUGCUUAUUUCUCUUGAAAUCAACAUUUAAAAAAAAACUAAAUUAGUAUGCAGGGGAAUGCAGUUAGCCUUUAUGCAGGUCAGCAAGCUAAAAUGCUUUAGGUGACAGCUGUCUCCCUUUUUAACAACAAUGAAGAUGUGGAAUGUAAAAUUCAAUUGAUUGCCUUUAAAUCAACAUUCAGGUGAGAACAUGGCGAUGCUGGAUCGGUUGGUCAGGUUUACUUAGGUUAAAGUGAGACAGCACCCAGACACUCAAACUCCCAUAACAACUUCACAGAGUUGAAGUUCCUUUGGGUGUUAGUAUUUCUUUAAAAAUGUCAGAUUUGUAUUUUUUUUUAAAACAGUAUAUUCAAGGAUAUAACUGUUAAUAUCCAAGAUAUUAACUGCUUGUUGAUCCAAGGAGGAAUUUGAUUGCAACUUUGAAGUUCAAUAAUGUGGUGGGGGUUUUUUUUUUCAUUAAGCAACACAAUUGGAAAUUGAUCCAGUUGCGUCCAGGAAUGCAUGAGAGGUUGAAUUUUAUGGAUUUCAGGCUAUUUUUCCAGUAUAAUUUUUAUUAAACGAUAAAUGGAGGGAUUGCAGGGAUCAGAGUGAAAGGGACAUUUAGAGAUUAAUGUGAACAAUCCCAUAUAUGUAAGAAGAAGUGAAAAAAAAAAAGAUAUGCACACAGGUGAAAAUAUAAGAUAACUACAAAAUAAUUUAAUCGUAAAAGAAAAAACAUAACUAUGUGAAGAUGCCUAUGGAUUACAUUCCAUAGUGCAAAGGUCACAAGGUACUUUUGUAGGUAAAAUUUUUAGUCUUUAAACAUUCUAGAACCAUAUCCAUGUGACAAUGGUUGUUUUGGUGGUGAAAAGCUAAAGGCAGAGGAAUAUUCUUGGAGGCAGAACUAUCAGUGGAGAAUAUAUUGUAAGGUAUAGAUGUGAUUUCUUGUGCCAUGGUAUACACGUAUGACCGUAGUGUGAAUUUUUUCGGAUGUGCUCAUCACACGUGAUGACAUGUUCUGCAUCACCUACAGCAUAAUGUAAAAAUCAUGGAGCAUAUAUGUGGCACCCGUACAUGGAUACCAAUGUAAUACUGUUAUAGCCACUAGCUCAGUUUGGUUUGUGCAAUGAUAAAAUUUACAGGUGAAUGCUUUUCUCCACGUGUUUUACAGGAACAUAGUUUAGUUUCUUAUUCCCAAGCCAAGGUGAUUUUUAGCUUCAGGCCAGGGAGUCCUAAAAUACCCAGUAACAAAUGCAACUGCCUUAUCGCCUCGAUCCAUAUAUAUAACUAUGUAAAUUGAAAAUUCUCAUGAAAUUAUAGCUACAUGUCUCCAUCUUUUCCUCCCACGGGAUCUUAGACAUCACCGUAUCUUGGCUUUGAUAGAGCUAAAUUCUCAAUUCUAAGAAUUUGUAGAAUAUUACCAUCUGAUGUUGCUUUGUACUGAAACAAAUUCAAAAAAAUCUCCUCUGCUACGUGGUUAAAACCCCAGAGGGCUUUAAAUAAGAUAUCAUAGUCAGAUAUCAGACUCUGUAAAUUCAAAUAUUUUGACGUUGAAUUUUUCAAUUGUAAUUUACAUAAAAUUUUAUAUUAAUUUAUAGGCACAUCCUGCUACCCAAUUUACAUAACUAUGGAAAGAGUAAGACAGUGUUGUACAUUAUCCCUUAUGCUUUUCAAUAUAGUAGUUCGUUUUAUGAAAACACGGUUUUCAGUUAGAGUAAACCUUAUUCUAUCUCCCCCAAUCCAAAAAGGAAUAAAAACUAGUUAAAACACACUUUCUUUUCCAGCACUACUUCAGCCCGCUCCUCCUUGGCUGACGUCACUCCCCUUUGCUGGAUGGGUAUGAAUGUCAGGGAGGAUGGACUGAGGUGGGGUAAGGAGGGUAGGGCAACAGAUGCCAAAUAUGCACAGAAUUCACAUUAGCCAUCCUGGAACCUAAUCUUGGGUGGGGCACUGGUAAAGGUGUGAUAGAGGCUUUAAUUGCUGAGUUAGGGGCUGUAGUAGGGGGUAGGAGUUCUAGUGGGGGGACAGGGGCUGUGCUGAGGGUUAGGAUAUGUUUGGAGAAUAGGGGCUGUAUUGGGGGAUUGGGAUGUAGUGAGGUGGUUAGGGGCUGAAGUAGGUGAAUGGUUGCAACUGGGGAAAGGGGCUGUAGGGUGGGGGAUAUUUGGCUGCAAUUGGGGGAGAGUGGCUGUAGUGGGGAGGAUAUGGGACUGUAAUGGGGGUAAGUUUUGAUUGGGGGGAGGGCGGAGGGCACUGCAUGAUGUUGGGGGGACAUGAUUCUUCAGUUGCUGGUCAUUUUUAUAGUGUUUUAGAAAUAUUUUUUCUAGAAAUCAUUUUACUACCUCUAACAACACAACUUCCUCUGGUAUCAUACAUUAUUUUACCCAAAAUAUAAUCUUCAUAUUUCUACGCUGCUGGAAACAUUCUUCCUACAACCAAAUGUUUGCCAUCAUGUAUCAAGAGAUGGCAAAAUAUUACACAAUGACUGUAUUUCACUGUAUCGAUAAUUCCAGAUGGGAUUCACCCAAAUCUGAAGUUUCAAGGCAAAUCUAUAACAUUUUCCAGUGUGCUCCUUUUUUUUUUUUUUUUAUAAAUUCUUUAUUUUGAAAGGUUUUGUUUUUUUGGGGGGUGAGGGUACAGAAGAAGAAGAAGUAGGAGUUCAGGUAGGUGGUAUAUUGAUCAUUACACAGACAUUUGCUUUUGAGGCUGUCAAACAUUCUAAACAUAAGUACAGUCUUUUUAACCUUGGUCUCAACAUACUUUGUUUUCUUGUAGAUAUCUUCCCCGUUCAUAUUGUCUUUAAUUGUACUUAGUCUCAGGGUAGGGGUGGAAUACAGAAAGGAAAAGGGAGGGAGGGAGGUAGGAUACCCUGUCAUAUACAGUUCUCGUUUUGCCUUUUGUUACAUUGAUGUUGACAAACCGUUUAGUGGGCAGAUUCUUGUUGUGGUGGUUGGUGCUCAGGGCGGGGGCAACCAGGAGGGGGGUAGGGAGGGGGAGUUCAGUGGUGGGCUUUUGUAUUCUGGUUGUCUGUUUGCGCCCUUCCUCUUGUGGUUACCUUAUGUUCGAGGGGUGCUUUGAGCCCCUGUUUGUGGCUUUUGUGAUAUUAGGUUGGGGUGCGGGUCUAUGCCCAGUGAGGGUCUAUAGUGGGGGAGGUCGAACCCCAUCCCUUUUUGGCUAGAAUCUUCAUUGUUUUCCUGUUGUGCUUUUGCGGGGGUAGGGGUGGUGUACUUUAUGACCUUAGGAGCGGUUUUUCUUAUGCCCUGGGGGGUAUUGGUGGAGGGUUGGGGGGGUUCAGGUUGAGUGGUUGUAGUCCCUUCUUUAGGGAUAUUUGGCGUUGUGUAUGUUGCCCUUGCGUUUCAUUGUUUUGUCUGUGUUUUCUGUUAGUAUGGGGGGGUGGUCUGUGUGGGUGUGGGGGGGUGUGUGGAUUGUGUUGUGGGUAGUAUUCAAGUGGGGUUCGCCUGGGGUGGUGUCGUCUAAUGAGGGGGGGGUUUCUCUGGGGAUUGUUUGUCCCCGGUGGUGUUCUGCUUAUGUGAUGAGGGGGAAUUCCACGAGCCUAGGGUCCCAUGUUUUGUGGUAGGAUUUGGUGUUGUCGUGGAGUGCCGAAAGGUAAUCAAUUUCUCUUGUUUCUUUAACCUUCCAUGUCACUGUGGCCUGGGAGGGAAUGAGGUGGAAUUUUGUUGCUGUUUUGUCCCAUAUUUUUAUGGUCAUGAGAAUUGCUGGGGAGGUCGGGGGCAGUGGGGGUCUUGCGUUUUUGGGGAGCCAUAUGUACAGUGAUGGAAAAUCCCAUCCCAUGAUCGUGUGGUGCUCCUUUUUUUAAAAACUCACACCUCACAAACAGUGACUUGAUUGACGCCAACAUCAGACUGAAGUCAUCAAUCAAGUUAUACUGCUGGGAAAGUUAGUUCAGAAAAAAAAAACCCUCAAACAAUCCUGACUGAUCUGUUUUAAAUAUGUAUUGAAUAGAUCAUAAAGGGAAGACAGAGUUCAUUUACAUCUAACGUUUCACAAUCACACAUUCUACUGGGACAUAUUCAUGAAUAAGCAGCCCUAUACAUUCUACUCUGUCUUGUGCCUGUUGGAAAAUCUGGGACGUGACAAUUAGCUGCUGUUGCACUGUGUGACUCGCAGCUUCACUUUCUAGACAGUUCUGUGAAUUUGUUAAACUUUAGUAGAGUGCAGUAGUGUGGCCCAUGUCUUUUGCGUGCUUUAUAUUCUUGGAAGAGUGUUUCUGCGAAAGGUCACAUGACGGCUAGAAAAAACGUGCAGAACUUCCAUGUCUACUCUCUAAACAGCGUGAGUAGCCACAAAAUUGCUGAAAUCAGUUAAUGUUGGAAGUCAGUUUAAAGAUCACUCUUCACAGACUGGUUUCCUGGUGUAACUGAGCUCAUAUAGAGCACCUAUCUCCCUAAGUGCUAAUAAUAUACGACACUUGGAAAAUAGCAGACGUGGGCCUUUAUAGCUGCCAACGGAGACACCGUGUCGCCAUAAAUUUAAAGAAAAUGGUUAAAAAAAGAGAUGGUGGAGUCUGUGAGACGAGACCUUAUCAUGUCAUUAGAGAGACAUUGGCUCUCAUACUGAGAGAACUGAUCAAUUCUCUCCAUUUUAAAAAUAAGCUAUUAAGUUUUUUUAAAAUGGGUCCCCCAGAACCCACCAAGAACAUAGGAGAGGCCCAGUAAAUGACCCAUCUGUCCCCUCCACCCCAUGGGCUGCAGUAAUAUAGAAUAAAGGAGCCAACGAUGACUAAUCUAUAGGUCCUGUCAUAUUAUUCAUCCCAAAGGUCCCCGGAGAUGCCCAGUCCACAUGGGUUCAGUGUAGAACCAAGCAGUUAUAGCACUGGCACUUCAACAACUUAAAGAAAAAAUAUGGUUUAUUUUCUUACUGCUUCUUUAAUCAUUCAUACACUCGGGCUGCAUAUCUCCUGCUGCCCUCUCUGCUGCUCAUAGUUGUGCAACAGGUCUUUCUGGGUGUUUGUUGUGACAGAUCGAUUUCUACUUUCUGCAUUUCACAUAGAAUAAGAAUUUGUAACUAGAGCUGCUCUGCAGGAACGUGCUACAAACAUAUACUUUAUUUAUAAAAUGUGUAUAUAUAUAUAUAUUUUUAUACAAUACAGUUUACAUACAGACACACACAUAGAAUGCAUAGUAAAGUGUGAAAAAUAACAAACUUUAAAAUGACACAUAAAAUAUAUAAUGUAUAAAAUAAAUAUAGAAACAUUUUAAAUAUAGUAAUUAAUACUUUAAAGCAGCUCUGUCACCUGGUGACAUUGGUGACAUUGCUUCUUGGUGUUCGCUGGGCCGAGGGUACAGUGCAGAUGAGAGAUACUUACUUGAAGCUGUUCCUCUCGGACGCUGCCAUCUGCUGUCAGGGUACACUCCUCAGCUUCUUGUGCUUCAUCAUAAUGCAUAAGAGUACAACACUGAUGUCUAUGAAGGAUCCCAUAGGAACGCAAGAGCCUUUUCAAAUAUUGCCACACAGUCAGCAAGACAAUACCUUUUUCCCUCAGGUGCCACUAGUGACGGCUGUGGUAAUUGACAAAACCUGACUGUGGAGCUCCACCGUUUGUCCAGUAUGGUCAAUUGGAAGGAAAUACGUAAGACUAAGUAAUCCCUACUUUGUUUUAAGAUAUCAUUUGACUGUGUAGGAAUUUUGUGAAAUUCCAACGCAGUAAAUGUGAAAUACUUCAUGAAGUACUCAGUUUGGGGGAGCGGAUGACCGAACAGCAUUAAAGGAACACUCCAAUGUUAAGACCGAUAUUUUAGAAUUGAAAAACCUCUUGAACUCGUAUCUUUUAUGAAAUGGGAGAAGGGCCUUGCAUUUAACCCCUAACGCACUUCAGCAAGCUGAAAUAAAGGUGUAUCUUUAUUAAAUGAUCAGCAUAUCUUCCCAAUGCAUCUUUGCUAUUUAAAGCAUUGACUAGUACCAACAACUGCUUCUUUAAAAAAAAAAAAAAUAUAUUUAAAGGACCACUAUAGUGCCAGGAAAACAUACUCGUUUUCCUGGCACUAUAGUGCCCUGAGGGUGAGAAGCGCGGAAGCGCUUCUAGCGGCUGUCAGUGAGACAGCCACUAGAGGCUGGAUUAACUCAUUUGUUAACAUAGCUGUUUCUCUGAAACUGCUAUGUUUACAGCAGGCAGGGUUAAUCCUAGAUGGACCUGGCACCCAGACCACUUCAUUAAGCUGAAGUGGUCUGGGUGCCUAUAGUGGUCCUUUAAAGGGGUAUUCAGUCUAAGACUAAAUAUCCCUUUGAUUUGUGAUUUACUAUGCCAAUCGAGAAGUUCGCAAUGUAUUCUCUGAGAUAGCUAGUUUCCUGGAAACUCAGUCAGGCUGUCUCUCUCUGCUGUUUGUUUGAUAAACUAAUGGAAGUUCCACAUAGGGUUUUCAAAAACCACAACAAUAUGUGCUCAUAGAUUUCGAACGGCCUGGAAGGUGUCCUUUUCAUCAGAAAGAAACUGAAUCAGUAAUAACUUUUUUUAAUAGUUCUGUCUUACUUUUUUUGUCUUUACGUUGGACUAACUUAAAAAAAAUUUUUUUUCCCGUAGAGUACAUUUCCUGGAGUGUUCAGUGACUGUGCGUUAAACAGUUCAGCAAUGAGGUCACUGCUCACAGCUUGUGAUGUCAAACCUUGACGAUGGAAUCCGAAACCAAUAGAAAUCAGUCCUACAUUCAUUUGAUUAGGACAAGCCGGGAAUUGCUGGUUGAAAAGAUCAAGAACACCCAGUGUUUGCUUCAUAACUUGAUUAAAAAUGGAGUAUUUUCAACCGAAGAUGAAGAAAUUGUGCUACAAUUUCGGACAAGAGCAGAUAUGGUGAGUUAGUCCCCAAAAUAAUAACAUGAACUUUUUUUUUUUUAAACUAUAGUUUAUUAGUGGACAAGUUAAAGGAACAUUCCCACAACCAUAAAACCUUUAUCUUGUUGGCUGACGGAAUGUUUGGGCAUUGUCUUCUCCUCUGGGGUUGAACUGUUUACCAGUGUUGGAAAAACAGUGUUAGAAUGAUGUUGCAUCAAUAUUAAAUGUGUUCAUUAUGCUAUAGGUUCGCCAGAUUCUGGAUUUGGUGGAAAGUAAAGGAGAAGAAGCUUCAGAAUAUUUGAUCAGCGUCAUCCAGCGAAUACCGGAGGCAUAUUAUCCUCUGCAGCCGUGGCUGAAGGAUAUAGGCUUUCAAGCUUCAGAUAAAAUACAAAAUGUACAGGUUAUCAACACAGACCCAGGUACAGGGGGUCUAUACUUUUUUUCUUUUAUUAUCGUGGGUUAGUCAGUGAGAUUCUUUCUAUUUAUGUACUAAACAAUUAAUGCAUCCGAGGUUCGCCUUCAAACAUUUAGGAAUCUUCUUUUAAAAACGUACAUAAAGAAGUAAAGUAAAUUGUAGUUUGUAGAUUCUACAAUUAUUAUCCCCUCUCAUACAACACAUCAUCACUAAACAUCUGCUGGUAUCUAGCUGCUUAGUACAUUUGGAUGUAGGCUGUAUUGACACUUUUUGCAAGUGUUAUCUGUAGAAAAAUAAAAGGGUAUGUGAUUAGUGUGAACACUUCCUCAUCUAACAUUUGCCCCCAGAAGUGCUAUUUAUACAUUGUAUUCUAUGCUAACCAUCUCCUUAAAGGAACACUAUAGUAUUUCAAAAACACUAUUUAGGUGACCGCACUGCCCCCUUUAAAAGGGGUUAAAACACACCAUUAUUAUAGUACCUUUAUUCCACAUCUGGCUCCGGUUACACGCUGAGAUCAUCAAAAUUUACAAUUCCAGCCAAUAUAAUACUUUCCCAUAGGAAAGCAUAGGGAGUCUGUCGCAUGUGUGGCAAAACACUGUGAUGCGCCAAUCAACAUCUACUCAUAGAAAUGUAUUAAAUCAAUGUAUCUCUAUGAGGACUGUUCAGUGCCUCCAUGAGAGAGUGGAGAUGUUGAAUAUCAGUGCUGCACCCAGGAAGCACCUCUAGUGGCUCUCUGAGUGACUGACUCUAGAGGUGUUCCUAGGAAGUAAUGUAAACACUGCCUUUUGUCUGAAAAGGUAGUGUUUACAUUAAAAGUCCUGCAGGGACAGACUAUGCACACCAGAACCGCUACAUUAAGCUGUAGUUGUUCUGAGGACUAUAGUGUCCAUUGAACAUUUCUCCUUUCCAUUGUAGCUUAAAUUUUUAUUUACCCCUGAAAUUUAGUGAGUAGCUUUUCACACUACAUCUUGUGUGUUAUGUUGUUGUUUUUUGUACUAUAAAAACAAACCAGCUACCACAAUCCUGUCUCGUUUGUGGCACGGUUCCUCCUAUUACUGAAAUACCAGUUCAACUAGUAACCGUUUUCUUUUCUGAAUGAUCUCCCAGGCUUGUUGACCGAAUACUUUACAAAUGUAUUCACAAAGAGACAAAAGAAGACUUUUCUUUUUUAAUGCUUUUUUUUAGAACACGAAAACAACUGCACUGGAAUCUAGGCAGCUUACACCCCUAAAAGUGAAUUUCGAAUUCUAGGGCAGAAUUGCCAAACUAAAAGCUGAGCUGACUUGGCGAUUUUUUUUUUGCAAUUCGGCUUGAUUGUCCAAAACUUUUAAAAUCACUUUAAAAUGUUGAAUUGCCCAAAAAUGACAUGUUGUCACUGUGGAGCCAUUCUCCUCAUGAUUGUUAUUGUACAGUUUAUGUAAAAGAUUGACCCGUUUCGUUAUAUUCUUUGGACACACUUUCUUUUUUUUUUAAAUAAAAACUUUGUUUACAAAAAUAAAUCCAACCCUUGUACGGAAGUUAAACUGAUAUCAUUCAGAGCAAUUCCUGACCAUGCUUUUGUAAUCAAUCAAGAUAUAAAUUUGCCAAAGGUUUGCUAAACUGCUCUUAUUUGUAAAUACAAAAUACAACAAAACAAACAGAAAAUUAACAUUGUAAAAAGUUAGAAAGAUUAAGUGAUCCAUGUAUUAGGGAGCAAAUGUUGGUUUGUUCACAAGCAAUCUGCAAACAUUGGGUCAAAGAGGAGAGUCGGAUAAACAUCCCUUUCAGCCGAUCCUGUUGUCAGCUAACGCAAAUUACUGUUUACUAAAUAGAUCUAAAUAAAGUCGAACAAAUCUAACAUACAAAUAGGAAGUACAGCUUAAAUAAAUUCUGCCGGUGUAUUCACAGGUAAUCUAUAUUUCUGAUUAUUUUUUGUUUUGUAUGACAAGGAAGGUAAAAUCUAUCAACAACAUGAUAGUCGGAUCCCUAUACUUGGCCAAACAAUAUAUUGCAAAACUGUUAUUCUUUAAAAAUCUGUGGUAGCUUGGAAUCAAUGGACCACAAGACAGUAUUCUUUAAUAUGUCCGUUGUACAGGCCAUUCUUAUCAGUAUCCUGCAGUUACAGUAAGAUUAUAUAGUUUUUAGUUACCAUUGUAUGCAAAACGAGAGAGGAUAUUAUUGUUUAGUUUUUGUGUUGACUAAGAUUUAAUUUUUUUCUGUUGGCAUUUAAUAAUGAACACAUUUUUGUAUCUUCCAGUUACAAGCUACAGCAAGAAGCUUAAACAGGAGUUGCGUAGAGAUUGCAAGAUCAUCAUGUCUUACAGCCAGAAGGAAGAGAUGAUGCUUCAGGAAACCUAUGUUAAUGGUGUUAUGGAGCUCCUAAAUAUCUCACAGGAAACUAUCGGAAAUGUGGUAAACCUUACUUGUCUCUUUGACAACAAUGGUGUGAUCAACGAAGAAGGAGAGACUAUCUUCAUUUUUGGUGAUGCCGGCAUGGGGAAGUCCCUCUUGUUACAAAAAAUUCAAAACAUGUGGGCUAAAGAAGAAUCCUACACUGAUAUUAAAUUCUUGUUUAGGUUUAGAUGUCGUAUAUUUAGCUUUUUUAAAGCAAAUGUCAGUAUAUCUCUGAAGGACCUCCUCUUCAGAUAUAACUGCAACCCGGAUCAUGAACCUGAAGAUGUAUAUGAGUACAUACUUAAUUUUCCAGAGACAGUGUUGUUCACCUUUGAUGGCUUUGAUGAGAUACGUUCUGAUUUUGAUAUAAAUAGUAUUCCUGAAGUUCCCUCUCCCAGUGACCCUGCCCAUCCUGUUGCCUUGCUCACCCACCUCCUCAGUGGGAGAUUACUGAAAGGAUCGAAGAAAAUUUUGACGGGAAGAACUGGAUGUCAAGUCCCGGGAAAUAUGAUCCGCAAGAAAAUCAUGUUAAAAGGUUUUUCUACAAGUAACUUGCUGGAAUAUGCUAAUUUAUUCUUCAAAGAACCUGAUAUUAAAAAACAUGUGUUUACGCACCUCAAUGCAAAUCACAACUUCAGCAGCUUGUGUACAAUACCCUUGUUUUGCUGGAUCAUAUUUAAGUCCUAUGCACAUUUUUAUUCUAUGAACGACAGCCACUGUUUUUCAAAAUCCAUCACUCUAUCCAUCAGCUCUGUCACUCUAACAGACAUCUUUCUAGUUCUGGUCGAAGUUUACCUUUCCCUGAUGAGUAGAGAGACCAACAGAAGCCAAGUGGAAACAUACAAGGGCUGCAGAGAUACUUUGUUGUCAGUUGGAAGACUUGCCUACAGUGGAAUAGAACAGUCGAUGUUUGUUUUUGAACAGGAGACCAUAACAUCUCUAAAAGUACCAGAAAGAUACCUCAAGUUAGGUUUCCUUAGAACAGUCGAAGAAUGUGGUGAACUUGGUGAUGAUUCCUCUUACGAAUUCUUUCAUGUAACACUGCAGUCUUUCUUUACAGCACUUUUUCUUGUAAUAGAUGACCAAACGGGUACUACGGAACUCCUGAAAUAUUUUUCCGAGUGCUCCCACUCGAAGGACAUGGAACAUAACCAUUCGCUUUUGUCUUGUGUAUGUUCAAAAAAAGCCAACCAGGGGGAUCCGUUCAAAAAUAACGACCACCUUCAGUUCAUCAAUCUUUUCCUUUGUGGUUUGCUGUCAAAACCAAAGCAAGGACUUCUAGCAAAUUUGGUCCCCUCCUCCACUCUCAAACUUAAGAGGAAGGCACUCAAGCAGAAACUUGUCCAGUGUGUGAGAUCUCACUUGAAAAGUCUGCCGCGUUCUUCUUUUAUGGGAUAUAACCGUGUCCAUGCACUUACUCACUUUAUUUGGAUGGCACGGUGUAUAUUAGAGACACAGAGUGUGAAAGUGGGGAAGCUUGCAGCCAAAGGAAUUUGUGCAGACUAUAUUAAGCUUAGUUUCUGUGGUGCUUCUUCCUCUGAUUGUGGAGCCAUCUCCUUUUUAUUGAACCAUUAUAAAGACAAACUUGCUCUGGAGCUGGACAAUAACAAUAUCAAUGAUUAUGGGGUGAGGGAGCUGUCGCCCUCCUUUUGCAGGCUUUCUGUGAUUAGGUGAGAAGAGACAUCGUUAUCCAGAGGUCAUGGGAGUAGAUUUAAAGAGUUCUAGAAUUAAUUUAUAGCGGAUGUUGUCCUAGUUAAAUCCCCCUCUCAUGACAUUGUAAAGCACUACGGAAUCUGUUGGCGCUAUAUAAAUGGCAAUAAUAAUAAUAAUAAUAAUAGUAGUGAGGUUUUCUUUUAUCUUGUUGAAUUCCAGGUGGCGGGGAGGGGAGGUUGAGCAUGAUGGCUGUUGUAGUCCUGAAGAAUGUGAGAGUUAACGUUUGGAAAUGCUUUGUUUCUAAUAUAAAAAGACAGACCUAUAUUACAAGUGUAGCAGUGGUGAUCUCAAAUAACUGUUUCAUAUAGGAUGGUUUAAGUUCUUAGUUUUAAAACACAUGGAAUAGAUUAAUGACUAGCCCCAUAAACAUACCUCCCAACAUUUCAGAAGGGCAAAGAGGGACACUUUAAUUUGUGUGAAGGUGUUGCCAGUGAGAUGGUGUCCUGAAAAUUUUAGGUUACUUACUAAUAACAAUUUAUGCAGCUAAAAUAUCAUUUAGAACAAGGACAAUGUAUUUUACUUACACAGACUGCUUUCUAAACACAUUUGUUGUUGUUUAAAGAUUGCUGUGGAUCUCUGUUAUACACUCAGUCACACCAACAGUAUGAAGUUCCUAGAAAAGCUCUCAGCUAUCAGAGCACAGAAAAUGCUCUGUUAAGACCAAUUAUCAUGGUAAUACUAGCAGGAAGUGACAUUACAUCCUCCAGUACUUCCAUCUGUGAGGUUACUGUGCAGGCUCCCAUUUAAUACAGCGCCCACUAGGAUGCCUCUGACCAAGUGGUCCGUUUAGGACCAUACCUAACUAUACUAUCUCCCUAACCAGACCACUAUGUGCUACAGGGCCCCUGUUCUGGACUGGCCCCCUUAACAGGGUAGUGGUAGCAAAUUUUGGCUGAGGGAAGUUAGGGUGCAGGUUUGAAUCUGGAGAAAUAAGUAGUGCAAAGAAAGUUGAGAAUCCACAAAAAUCCUUUCUUGAGGGAAACAGAGAGGAGCAGUAUGUAGAGGAGAAGGAUAAGAUGUAUGACGUUUGGUGUGAGAUUGAAUUUUAUUAGCAAAAUGUUUCAAUCUCCCUAAAACUGUAUCUUUUAUGCCAUGGUCUGCUAUAAUUCAAAAGGUUAAAGGGACAUUAUAGGCACUCAAACCACUUCAGCUCAUUGAAGUUGUCUGGGUACAGUGUCUCUAUUGCACUUAGUGCUGCAAUGUAAAACGUUGCAGUUUUAGAUAACUUCUGGAAUGUUACCAGACUUUUGGUUAGCUAACUGACGCUGGACGUCUUCACGCUCUGCUCUAUAUUGCUUUCCCUAUGGGAAGAACUAACGCGCACUCGGAGGAGGCAGAGCCGCGACCCAGCACCAACGGACAUCAGCGCUGGGGUCAGGUAAGUAGAUAAAGAGUUUUAAACCCUUUAUUCACAUGGGGCAGGGCGUGACAGAAGGGGCAGGCAGAGCUAUAGAUGCAAAAUGAUACUAAUAUACAGGUGAGGGCGCCACUAUCAUAAUGGUGUGAAUAAUAUUUACCACUCAGACGGCAAGAAUUACAUGUUGAGAAAACAUAAACAGAAAAAAAUACAUAGUGAAGUAUUUAAUGGUUAAAAUAACAUAGAAUAAAUAACAAUGAAAUGAACUCACAAGUAAAGUAGCACAAAGAGAAUCAUAUCUGUUUGUGCAGAAAAGCUUGUAAGCCUCAAAGGGGGCUUACUCCCCAUCCAGUGGAAUGGGCCGUUGGUACCUCUUAAACCAAGUCCAGUAUUAAAGCAUCUGUCCUUUGUAUUCCUGGCACUAUAGUAUCCCUUUACAUCUAGAGACAGAAAAGUGGGAACCGAGAUCACAUUUCAUUUGGGAAGGAUAUGGGUUAUAUUGUAAUACAGGAAAUAAAAUUGCAGACACAAAAUCGAGGACUGUCUUAAUCCAGUUCACAUUUUGACAAAAAGUUUGUAUAGAAAAAAUGUUGUAUAUGGCGUUUUACUAGUUUAUAUCUGAUAUUGCCCACAAUGUAAGGUUGUCUUUCUUUGACUGGCAUGUUUAUACAAGCACAAUCUAUUCUUUCUUGCUGACUGUCUACUUAUUGGAUAGCACUGAGUUUGGGUGAAAUUAAACAAUAGGAAAAGAGUAAAUAAUCCAGAAGGAGAGAGUGACUGUCAGCUGCACAAAUUGUAUCGAAUCAAACAAAUAUUAUAUAUGUAAUGCAACUGGAGGACAGGAAAGUGAGAUUGGAUGAAGCAGUGUGAGAGUACACAAGACAAGGAUAAUCAGAUGUAAAAGUAAUUAAUCAUAUAAUGAGAGGAGAAAAAGGAAAGUGAAAGAUUUUGUGGUUUCUUUUAUAUUCUCACAAUAAAACCUCAUAUAACCAUUGCUUGCAUUAAGGAAAGAUUGGCUUGAUAUGUGUUCUAACUCAUAACUUAAAAAAAUAAGCCUAGCUAUAUGUGUGUGUGAUGUAGUUCAAUAGACCAUCUGUAACAUACACCAGUUGAUGUAUGAACUGCAAAGUCCAAGAUGCCUGUGAGGCUCAAACACGAUCAGCACAUGUGUACAGCAUAAUAGAAGGCCAGAAAGGAGUCCUGGAGAAUAAUCAUUCGCUGUCUCCUGCUGAGUGUAGAUUGGUUUGUAUUUGGAAUCUUUGUGGCGACUGAUCUUUGAUUGUGAUUCAUAACAACAUGACAGUGAUUUUUCUGUUUUGCAGGCUCAGUGUUAAUCAGAUUACUGAUGAAGGAGCAAGAGUUUUGUCUGAAGAACUUACUAAACAUAAGAUUGUCACCUUCCUUGGGUAUGUAAUAGUUGCUCCUAGUUACCUUUUAAAUCUUCCCCCUUUCUAUGAUUUUAAGCUCUAUUAUCGUCAAUGCCUGAGCAUCACCCUUUUCCCACUGUAAUCAUGUACACAAAUAAAGCUCCCCAAGUAUUCAUACAGUGUGUGUCGGAGUUGUGCUGUGUGUGGUGCAGUUUUCUGCCUGACACUGUGCUGGGUAUUCUGAGCCGGACGGGGGACCAUGCUGUAUGCACGCACAAACCGUUAAAGGAUUGGAUGGCUCAGUGCGGGAGAUAGACUUGUCCAAAUAUCAUCUGUGGGAAGUAGGUUGGAGACUAGGUACCACUUCCUUGUACCAUGACUAAUGCACUAAGCUGGAGUGUCUCUAAUUGGACUGUGACCCAGAGGCCAGAUAGUAACUUUUCCACUGCAAAAUUGUUAACUACUAAGGGCUAUAUUACACGUGUUGGAUAACUGACCGUAAAAUAAACCAUUCAUUAAAGGGUUACUCCAACCACCAUGAUAACGUCAGCUUUCAUCUUGAAAUGCUGCACAUAUGGAGAUAUUUGUGGUUUAGUACCGGUAACAGGUUGCACCCCCGGCACACGUGAUUUAAGCAGCCCAGAACUGUAUUUUUUGGCUGCCUUAUGUUUAUCCUGUGCAAAAAUUAUGUUUGUUGCCAGCGCGCACACCCCCUUCCUCCCUCCCUUCUUUUGAUGGCUUUUGAGAGCAGGCAUAUGCACUCUGAGCUGGAGAAACAGUCCAAUCAUAUCCUUCUCUAUGAGAAGCAUUUGUUUGGGCCACACAUUGGAGACAGUGACGUCGGAUGGAGGUGUGGAAUCCAGCGACGGGAGCGUCACACACGGUGGUGUAUUCCAGGUAAGUAAAAGCUUCUUUAUGCAGGUUUUCUUUCAAAAUUAAGCGUUGGGGGGGCAUUAUAAAUAGAAAAACUGUGUUAAAAAGAAUUGGAAUAAUCCUUUAAAACCUAGUUUAAUCCCCAGAAAUGAGUUACUAAUCUCUGGAAACAUGAGUGUGUCCUGAUCUAAAGAAUAUUUUAUUCUAUUCUGCAGGUUAUACAAGAAUUUAAUAACAGAUUUCGGUGCUCAAUACAUCUCAAGAAUCAUUAUAGAAUGUCCGAAUCUGAAGCAUAUAAAGUAAGUAAUAAAUAAUAUAUAUUUUUACUAAUGAUUCCACAGAAACAAAUAGUUCAUUAUUUUAUGCUGAUAUAACAGGAUAACAGAACAAAACUAUGGUUUCUUCUUAAUCAUAGAGGAUAUCUGCCAGAUAUGUAUUAAUGAGUAGAUGUUUCAGAGAAUUAGUUAAAAACUCACAGGUGAAGGUUAUUACAUUUUUCUAAAUAAAUGUCAGUUAAAAUUGGGAUAUACACAGUGAUACAGUAGACUCCGGUAGACGAUAUUUUGGCUUUUUACUAAUAUAACUUUCUAGAACGCCAAUAUGUAAAGUAUUCUGAUAGGAAUGUUAGCCGCUCCUUAGAUAGCCAUUAAAGCUGCAAUUUACUAAAUAUCAUUGCAGCUUCACAAGUUUAAAAAAGCCGGUUUUGUGACGUAAAUGCCGUGACACUCCAGCACAUAAUUACAGAGUAACUAGUCUCUCUCUAUUAAAAUGAAUACAUUAAAAUAAAUCUGUAAGGCACAUUGGACUUCACUAUAACUGGAUAGGGGCCCUAUGAGUGGCCCCUAACACAGACUCUAUGGGUUUUUUUUUAUGGCCAGAGAUCCCCAGCUCUAAAGGUUUUGGGAAGAGACCCCACCCUAGGGACCCCUACCCACAUGGGCAAAAUAUGAAAAGAUUAACUUCUUAUAGUUCCAGUGAAACAGGACAGAAAGCACCCCCAGGCCCAAUAAUUGACAGACCUAUACCUGUGCAAAGGGUAGCUUCCAGGCAUAACUGAUAUCCUCUUUAAAAAUGUCAUAUGAACAAGAGCAGUGUGGCUCUUUGUGUGACUUAAAGGGACACUAUAGUCACCAGAACCACUACACCUUAAUGUGUGUCUGCAAGCAUUUCAAUGUAAAAGCUGCCUUGUAACACCUCUACUGGCUAUAUUAAAGAUAUCUCCAGAAGUAGCUUUACUUCACUUAAAUUGCCCCCUAUACUCCCUGUGAACAAACUGAUUAUAUCUCAUUAAUUUCUAGCUACUAAAAUCAUUAUAUCUAGAUAUUGGGAAAAUGGAAAUAUUAUUAUUCUUUAGUCACAAGUUAAAAAUCAACUCAAAUUCCAGAUCAAAGUGGAGAAAAUGCUUAGCAUAAAAAUAUAAGCAGGAAACACCUCUAUGGGAUAAAUGUUGGGAAUUCAUAAAUAAUAGUCCAACUUCAUUCAUUUUGAAGAUACUUAGUAAAAUCUCCUUAUUGAAGUUCACACCGCUGGACAGGAUAAGCAAUACAAUUGAAAGUCAAUCUCAAAUAGCCAGUUACUUCUGUCAGUUUUGAUUAAAAGUUACUCCCCUCUCUCUCUCAGCAUCUCAUAAAUAGACAGCUUGUUUGGUACUGUUUUUUGUGUGAAGUUGUUUUCGUUUACUUGUUUGUCUGUUUGUUCGCUCGUGGUUGUUCAUAUUUCUAUUAUUGCAAAUCCUGGCUUGAUAAAUGUUCUAAAGUAGUAAUAUAUAUUUAUAUAUAUAUAUCAUUUUAACUUACUGGCAUGUAUCCUACGUACAUAGUAUUGUGUUCUGUAUGUCUUAUUUUGUAAAAAAAAAUAAACAAAUUCUUUAAUAACGAUUAUAAAAAAAAAAAUCAGACCGGAACUAGAGGUGCUUCCUAUCGCAGUGCAGCAGUGUGCAGGAAGAUUGAUUAUCUCAGCCAUUGAAAUGGGGCCAGCCACGAGGAGGGGGUGCCAGGUACCUAAACAUUGAACAGAUAACUAAAGUGUUACGAAUACAUGUUUGUAUUACUAACACUAUAGUGUUUCUUUAAGGAAUCUACAUAAUAUUGACAAUAUGAAAUGUUUGAUUGUAAUCCGAGAAAAAAUUACAUAUAAUAUCUAACCGUAAUUCUGUUUGUAUAUAGACUAGGUUACAACAAAUUUACAGGUGUGGGAGGUGCCCACCUUGCAGAGGCUAUUGGACAGAGCAGCAGCAUAUGUGACGUUGGGUACGUUUUAUUUUUUCACUUUUACAAUCUCUUCUGGCAUUUGGCCUCUCAGCCUAACUAAUCUCUCAAAGUAAGCAGCCAUUAACAAGCCAACUUUCACCAACUUUCUAGAAUACUUCUCUCCAACAUGGUUGACGGAGAGGACAUGUUCAACAGGGAAUGAUCUGUAAGUGGAGAGAGGCAGAGAUAGAAUUGAUAUUAUAUACAGAUAAAAUAAAGAUAAAUAAAAACAGAAUUUGUCGCAAGGCAGCUUAAUAAAACACAACCAGAACAUUAAAACAAUUCCAUAUGUUGACAGAACCCCCACAUUCAGCAAGUACUGUUGCAACAAGCAGCUGUACUAUACGCAGCAUUGUAUGCAGUUUUUUCAGGCCCUACCAAUCAUUUUUAUAAAGAUCGCUCCCCCCAGCCUUGUUGUGCAAACCACCUAUGAAGUUUAAUCUUCAAAGUCUCUCAAAUAGUGUGGGAGAAGACAGGAGGGAUAAAUGCAAACAAAAGCAAUGACAGGUUGACAGAGAAAUACAUGUUUUGGAGGGUGAAAACUAAUGUUGGCCCACAGGGGGAAGGUAAGUGUGGCUUUUUGGACUGCUUUGGGCUAAAACAAUAUUUUCCUGUGCCUACAUGUUUUUUGGUUGGAGCUAUGUUCAUCCUUACAUUUUUUAAAUUCAGACAUGUUGGAUUUGAGGAGAGAAAAUUAGCAUCUCCUGUUCAUGGCUAACAGCCAAUGGGACAUAAACAGCUACGGGUUGUGAAUCACUUACUGCUGCCAAGUAAACAAGCAUUCAGAUUGUCUCACCAAUUGCUUCUGUAUCAUCAUGGUUCUUCCUUUGCUGCAGGAUGUGGGGAAAUCAGAUUGGAGAUGAAGGAGCGAAGGCAUUUGCGAAGGCAAUAAGGAAUCAUCCCAGCAUGUCCGAGCUAAGGUAUCGCCAACUCCUCCUGUAUUUCCAACUGUGAUAGAACAAUGUUAAAUAAUAAAGACUUACGGCUGUCAUCCUGUGAUAGCCGUAAUGUGCGUGAAUGGCACUUCGUGUUUACAAAGACUUCAUCUGCUUUAAUAAAGACAAUGAAACAUUUGUAAAGAUAAAAAAAUAUAAAACAAAGGAUAAAUAGUUUCGAUUUUAUUUUACACGCGGUCAGGUUUAAGUAACAGCCCUUGUUAACAUGAGAGUACUGAAUGUAGUUGGUCCUGAAGGUGUUAAGGUAUAUAAAGAUCUGGCUAACAUGCAAAAGAUCCAGUAUAAAUAAAAAUAAAUAAAUAAUGUUUUAUAUGAGAUGCUGAAUCUGUAUCCACUGAACUAUCUCAAUGGCUCUCUAGUGUCAUGGGUUCAAUUUCAGCUCAACCUUUUUAUAUUUCUGAGCUCAAUAUAAUGAGUUCUAUUAAGUUGGGUAAUAUUAUUAUCUAGAACCCAGGACAAACUUGUUUUGUUAUGAUACAAUAUCAUUUUCACAUAAUAAGCAAAAAAAUGUAUCUUAGCAUGGAGAUAAAGAGAGUUCUAUCCAGAGCCUGGGUGUAAUAGCUAAAGUAACAUUGAAAAAUAUAUCUCAAUGUACACUCACAUUAUAGCUGCUCAGUAAAGAACUACUCAGAUAUAAUCUAUGGAUAUGGAUAUUUUGUCACCUAUGUAAUAUUUUUGUUCAGCCUGAAUACACGUUCCUUUUUUAUAAUUAUCUUCCCUACUGUCUAAUUUAAUCUCUGUUUUGUAUUGAUUUUCUCUGCCUUUAAGCCUCUUUAAUUGUAUUAUUUUAUUGAUAUCCUAAAUGUAUAAGUUGGUGUUUCUGUGCUACCGAUGGACACUUUCUUUCUUCCUUAGUUCCUGUUUCAUUCAUCCUUCCUUUAUCUCUCCGAAUUAGUGUUUCAAUACCGAACUUGUGACUUUUUCUGAACUUCCAUACACAUUCUUCUCUCUGCAGCCAAUCCUUCCCAUGUUUACCCCUUGGUUCUCCCUGAAAGAUUCGAUCCACCCAGAAUGUGUUUUAUUCCUUUAACUCCUUAAGGACACAUGACAUGUGUGACAUGUCAUGAUUCCCUUUUAUUCCAGAAGUUUGGUCCUUAAGGGGUUAAACAGAAUUGGAAUGUUUGAUCUAUGAUGUCAGAGUCAUAUGACCUCAGAACUCAUAUGUCAUACACAAUGCAUGCAAAGGCUCAGUUUGGCAGGAAGUAGGAAUAUACUUUUUGUAUGAAUCAAUAGUUUUGUAUUUCAGGAUUAUAUUUUAUUAUAAAGACCGUAACAAUAUGAUUCAGCAGCUCUUAUACUGCUGUCACACCGUGCUGAGUACACUGGGGGCAGGGCUGCCAUCAGAAAUUUUGGGGCCCCUGACACAGCUCAAGGUCUGGGCCCCCCGUGCCUGCACCCGAGUCCGCCCAAAGUGCUGCCCCCCCGCCCCCCGAGUCCGCCCACAGGGAUGCAGUGUCUGCAGGGCCGGUGCAAGGAUUUUUGCCGCCCUAGGCAAAAGUAAAGUUUGCCGCCCCCCCAUUUGACAUCACAAUGCCCCACCCAUAUGACUUGCCAUGUUAACUAACACCAGUGCUGCAGUGCCGCCGUGUUUACAUUAAAAGGCCUGCAGGGACAGGCUAGACACCAGAACCACUACAUUAAGCUGCAGUGGUUCUGGGGACUAUAGUGUUUCUUUAAUGUGAGGUAAAUUAGAGAUUAGUGCCAUUAAUAAUAUACUAGAUUGCCUACUUACAACCAGGUGAGGAUGAUGAUGGCCUCUAGCUGCAGUCUGGCUCCACUGGUCUGGUGUAGAACAGGCUCUCUGGAGGCUGUUUGUAACUGUGGUCACAAAAAUCAAUGUUCUGGGAGAACGGGAAGCAGCUCCAUUUUUUUGAGGGCCCUUUACACAGCUCAAGGUCUGGGUCCCAGGGUCCACCUUCAUGUUCCACCAAUGAGUUUGUUCACAGGGGGUGGAGUGUGUGUGGGGGGGAUGUCCUGAUGUGUGUAAGGAAUGCAUUGUGUGAAUCUGUGUUUGUAUGUGUAAGGGCUGCAAGGUAAGUUUGUGUAUGUAUGGGAUGCAGUGUGUGCGUCUAUAAGGGAUGCAUUGAGUGUGUGUAAGGGGUGCAUUGUGUGUUGUUGUGUGUAAGGGAUGCAUUGCUUGUGUAUGUGUGUCUGUGUGUAAUGCAUUGUGUGUUUUUCUGUGUGCAAGGGGUGCAUUAUGUGUGUGUGUGUGUGAUGGAUGUCAAUCUCUCCUCCUCCCACCGUCAAUUUCCUUCUCCUUGUCCCCCCCUCUCCAAUUACCUUCUCCCCCCUCCAAUUUCCUUCUCCCCCUCCCUCUCCAAUUUCCUUCUUCUCCCCCUCUCUCCAAUUUCCUUCUUCUCCCCCUCCCUCUCCAAUUUCCUUCUUCUCCCCCCUCUCCAAUUUUCUCCAAUUCUCCUUCUUCUCCCCCCCUCUCCAAUUUCCUUCUUCUCCCCCCUCCAAUUUCCUUCCUCUCCCAGGAGAAGAGGCUGGCCCAGUGGGUACAUACUGGGGUCGCGGGGCCACCUGCGACCCGGUAUGUACACCACUGAAUGUGGGGCCCGGACGACCUGAGCAGUCCGGGCCCCCCAGGACCGCCGGGCCCAUGACAACUGUUACGAUUGUCAUGCCCUGAUGGCGGCUCUGACUGGGGGUGUACAUUGAGUGAAAGAGAGAACAUCACCUGAUACCCCAAAUUAAUGUGAUACUGAUGCAGUUAUUUCAAAUAUUAAAGAUGUGUUAGUUAAGGGGACACUUUAGUUUGAGAUUGUAUGCAUUUGUUCUUGUAAUACAUUGAAAAUAAUAAAAAGUUAUACUGGAUCCAAUAAUGAUGUCUUAAAGGGACAAUCCAGACUCCGAACCACUGCCGUGCGCAGUAGUGAUUAUGGUGCCCGAGUCUUCUGUAGUAGUGAUUAUAGUGGCAGAAGUCUUUUUUUCAAAUAAUAUGUGGGCUCCCCAACUGGGCACUACCUUCUUCAGAUAUCAUUAAGGCGGAAGUCCCUAUUUCUGCAUUAAUGACAUUUACUCACCGGUGUUUGGAUAGUUGAGAGUCUUGGUCUUUGAAUCUAUCUGUCUUUAUUUCUCCUCUACAUAUAAAUCAUAACAUUGGAUUUUUUCUUUUUCUUUUUAAUGUAUCUAUUUUAUUUUUCAGUCUUGCGUGUAAUCAAAUUACCUCAAGUGGAGGCAAAAGUAUUGCAGAAGCCUUGCGAGACAAUACAAACCUGAACAUUUUGUGGUAAUUAAAGUUAUACGCUGCACUCCUAUGUUUGAAUAAUAUGCAUACUUAGUGUUCUAUAGUUACCAUUAUUUAUUAUCAUACCUCCCCAGAUAUAAAAACAGAAGGUCGUGAAGUGAGCUAACAGGAGACAUGCCAGUGGCAUUUUGUUGUUGUGACACAGUAGGGGUUGUAUAUACACAUAGGCUUUUUAGAUACAGAAGUUGUUUGUGGGGCUCUCCUGAAGAACUCUCUUAUAGGUAGGAUAGCCUGAUAUAUUUUUCAAUACUUUGCUAUUUUUUAUAUAUAUAUUUUUUUAUAUUUAAAAAUUAUCAGAAAAAUAAUUUUAGAAAUGUGUCCAAAAUUAUUAAAUAAUUUGAAACGCUUAUCCAGAAAUAUUAAAUCACAGCGACGGGUGACGAUGCAGCUUUAAAAUGAACUGUUGGGUCACAGAUUAAGAGGAGAAUUAUUUUCCACAGUACCAGCACUUCUAAUAAUGCUCUGGCACUGUACAUAUUGAGGACUUGUUGCUGAUGUCCUCAGAAGUGGGACACUAUAGAUUAAACAAGGGACAGAUUCCAAAAUUCUGUCUAGCUGGCCACAGUACUGUUUUGAGUUGUGUAUUAUUAUUUUCAUGUCAGUUUUCUGCUGAGUAAAAUAGAGAUAUUGCAAGGAGUGUGAAUGUUUACAUUUAUAUGUUUACUGUCUCUAUGAUAGUUUAUGUAUCGGUCUUUAAUUAAAUCCCUCAUUUAAAAACGCAGGUUGACUGAAAACAAAUUAACAGAUGAGGCAGCGGAAAGCUUUGCAGAAAUGCUGAUGGUUAACAAGACUCUUCGCCAUUUAUGGUGAGUUGUUUCACUUGUCAUAAUAUGAUUUAUACUUCGUAGACUGUGAUUUCGGAUCUUUUUCACAAGCUGUGUUGCAGCAUCUCAUGUGUAAAAGAGUGGACUGGUUGCUGUAUUUUAACAAGGAGGAGCAGUUAAAGGACCACCAUAGUGCCAGGAAAACAAACUAGUUUUCCUGCCACUAUAGGGUCAUUAGGUCCCCUCCACCCUCAGGGCCCCCUCCCACUGGGCUGAAGGGGUUGAAACCCCUUCAGCCACUUACCUUUCUCCAGCACCGGGCUCCCUCUGUGCUGGGGAACUCUCCACCCCCUGCCGACGGCAGGUCCGAAUGCACAUGUGCGGCAAGAGCCGCGCCGUAUUUAAACCACCAAUAGGAAAGCAUUACUCAAUGCUUUCCUAUGGACGUCCAGCGUCUUCUCACUGUGAUUUUCACAGUGAGAAUUGCGGAAGCGCCUCUAGCGGCUGUCAGUGAGACAGCCACUAGAGGCUGGAUUAACCCUCAGUGAAACAUAGCAGUUUCAGAUAAACUGCUAAGUUUUCAGCUGCAGGGUUAAAACUAGGGGGACCUGGCACCCAGAGCACUUCAUUAGGCUGAAGUGGUCUGGGUGCCUAUAGUGGUCCUUUAGUAAGGGAACAAACAGGAGACUACUGCAGCUCUCAUACUGUCCUAUGUGUAUACAGAACCCUUGUAUCAGAGCUCUAUAGAAAAUAUUCAAAUUAUUGAAAUAGUUAGCAGUGUGUAAAUGAAUGCAUGAGUAUGUCAUAGUGUGAUCCAGGCACACUUUAAUGAGAGCCAGAUUGUCCUCACUAUCCCCUAUUCAGUUCUAUGUUGGUACUUUUGCAUGAGUUUGGGUUAGUUUUCAAUGUGUUUUUUUUUUAUAAGAAAGUUAUGAUUAUUUCUGUAAAAAACCUCAUUAUCACAGGAGAAAAAAAAAGUGUUUUUAAUUUUUUUUUAAAUUAGUUGUUUUUACCGCACACUCGAACAUAGGCCUUGAUUUAAUAUAAUAUGUAUAGGCUUGUCACAUGAUUUAACAUUUUUGGAAAAAACUUUUAGAAUGAUUUAAUAAUUAGAAAAAAUAUUUUUAAUAUUUCGCUAUUUUUUUGUGUAUUUUAACAUUUUGAAGAAAAAAAAUAUAUUUUAACAGUUUGUCCAGCAGUAAUAAAUCAUUUGAAAAGUUUAUCCAAAAAUAUUAAAUCAAGGUGACAGGGGCGACAGUGCAGCAUAAAAUGAACUGUCGGGCCACCGACUAAGUGGAGAAUUAUUUUACCGUUAUAUUUCUGAUUCUUUGCAGAGAUUUAACAUGGAAAAAACAGGUUCUAAAUAAGGAGACAUCACCAUGGAAAUCAGUAGAAAAAAUAACAUUUUGCCAUAAAUCACCAUUUAUGUUGUUUUUUUUUUUUAUGACUUGUUACUUAGCUUUUCAGUAAAGUUUGGAUAAAAAAAAUGUAAAAACUAUCAGAAGAUGGAAAAUGGUUUGAAAAAACAAACUGAUUUUAACAUUAAGCUUAGCGGUCAGUUAAGUCACUUUGUUUAAUGUUGUCUAGGUAAUGUAACAUUUUAACCUAUUGUCUCCCUAUAGGCUUGUCAAUAACACCAUUACAAAUGAGGGAGCCAAUCUUUUGUCUAAGGCCAUUGAGCACAAUACUGUCAUCGAAGAGAUUUGGUAAGAUUUUAAACAUAUUUGUUUACCAGACAUUGUUUUUUUCGUAAUUGUGAGGCUUAGAAUGCUUACUAGCCUCUUCCCUCCCAUCUCUGUUUCAAUUACUGCAUGAUUUGUGAUCCCAUAUAUUUGCAAAAACUUUUCAUCCACCCAGUGAAUAAAUAACAUUUGGCACUUUUGCAUAAUUACAUUUUUUAGGUAUUUAUGAAGAGAAAUCUAUACAUGACAUUAGUGUUUUAUCCUACACUAUGAUCAUUAUGCAUCAUUAGUGUUGUUGUUGUUUUUUUUAUUAACUUUAAAAAAACUUGCUUGUGACUGGGUUGAAGUAAUAUUCAAAGCACCAUAACCACUACAGUGUAGUAUACCAGGAGUAUCCUGAUGUCCCCAUUAUUGUAAAUAACCAAGCUGUUUUAGUGCAACUUAACUUCCUACCUGGAGUCCAUCAGGUAUACCUUCCUGCCUCCACCACGUCCGAUGGAGUGCCAAAAGCUAUGGGCUUCUGGGCUUAUCACAAAAUGAGAACUUCUGGUGUUAGAAGCUGUGACCAGGGGGCCCACGUAAAAAGUUAAAGUGUUGUAAAUCGGAUUGACUACUUACAACAAAGGGGAAUACGAGGGUACACUUUGUACCAUAAGCACUAAAGUGUGCUGUAGUGGUUAUGGUGCAUUGAGUGUUCCUUUAAUGAAAAAUGUGAAGGCCCAAACUACUAUUGAUAUGUGUGUUAAUCAUAACAUCUCUGCUGUCUGCCUAAUACAGCAGAUUAUACUGCAAAAGUGCUUCAAUUUGUGUGUGUCUGUCAAUGUGUGUGUGUAUAUGUGUGUGUGUGUAUCUGGUAGUGUGUGAGUAUGUUUGCCAAUGUGUGUGUCUGGCUCUAUGUAUAGAUGAUCCUGUGUGAUUGAAAAUAUAUAUCGGUAUAAUUGUGACCCGGGGAUGUUUUUUUCUGUGAGUGUGUGUGUGUGUGUAAUCUAAAAUGUGUGUGUCUAAAUGAGCCCCCCGGAAAUCUGAAUGGUAAAAUGUUGGCAAUAGCUGAUAUGGAAAAAUUCUCCAACUACGCUAAAGUCUUAUCUUGGCUAUUUUAGCUCACAUUUUGUCAUUACUGAUUCAUGUGGAAAAUAAAAUCAUAUUAAUCACAUAAAUUCCUUUUUCACAUGGAAAUGAGUAAUAUGAAAGGAACUCACAGUGAAAUCACAGCAAAGACGACUGAAGCAUUCUUGUGGCCUGGUCUCUCAGGGUCUCAGUGCAAAAAACAACAAAACACACUUUUUUUUCGUUUAAUUUUUUUUGGAUUUUUCUCAAAUUGUUGAGGAAAUUUCACUACACCCAUGCAACACGUAGGAUGAUAUUAUGGUCAUAGGCUCUGAGUAUGUGAUUUUAUUACAGCUACAAUUGUUGUAUACGUUUGCAGUACUUACCUUGAACUGGCUUGACAGUCUUGUGUAGAAUUUAUACAGUUCUCUAGCACAGUGUCAUUGUAUUGGCAGUAAAACCAUAUUAAUAAAUCUGCCCCUCUGUCUAUCUGUAUCACUUAUAAUGAGAGGGUCAGGAGUGCUUAUAUCCCAGCUGUUUGUUCCAAGUGUAAAUAGUAAUGUAAAGGGACACUCCAGUGCCAGGAAAACAAUCCGUGUUCCUGGCACUGCAGGUCCCCUCUCCCUCCCACCUCCCAAUCCCUGGUUGCUGAAGGGGUGAGGGACAUCGGCGGUGGUUUCGGGUCACCGUCGCUCCUCCUCUUCAUUACGUCGUCUGUUGGGGGAGAGACCGAUCCCACCGGCCGGCCACGGAGACCUAAUGCGCAUGCACGUCAAUGCCGCGCACGCGCAUUAGAGCUCUCCAUAGGAAAGCGUUGAAAAUGCUUUUCAGUGCUGUCCUAUGGGGAAUUGAGCGAUGCUGGAGGUCCUAACACAGCGUGAGGACAUCCAGCGACGCUCUAGCACAGGUUUUCUGUGCUAUGGACCAGGAAGUGCCCUCUAGUGGCUGUCUAGAAAGCCACUAGAGGUGGAGUUAACCAUGCAAGGUAAUUAUUGCAGUUUAUAAAAAACUGCAAUAAUUACACUUGCAGGGUUAAGGGUAGUGGGAGUUGGCACCCAGACCACUCCAAUGGGCAGAAGUGGUCUGGGUGCCUGGAAUGUCCCUUUAAACAGUGGGACUAGGAAUGUGUGGCAAUUUGUCGUGAACUGAAAAAUGGAAUAGCCAUGUUCAGCCUAAAGUAACCAAAUCAGUUUAGAAUUUUUCAAAAUCAGCUAUUUUGGCCUAACUUUGUGAUUUGUGUUUUCAUUCACUACAUUGUGCUGUUUAGUGAAUAAACCCCUAAUAACAGAUUGCAGUGUACACAUCGCUCAGCUACAGUCCUAUUUUUACCGCGCUGCUUAUUGGAAAGGACUGAGUUUAAAUCGCAUGGACAUUUAUCGAACACACAGGAUCAUAGAAUUGAAUACUUGCAGUGAUAGCUUUGGGGAUGAAAUAGAGAAUAUUACAAUAUAAAUUAUUUCUAAAUUUGAUUUUUUUUGUUCUCUUUUGUCUUUAUUCAGUUUACAAGGCAACUCACUUACCCAAGAUACCGAUCACCUUUUACAAACCAGCAGCCGAAUCUUUUGUCAAUGAGUUCAUGUUGGUUGAAGUUUGACAUAUAGGAAUUUGGAGAAGAGAGACAUCUUGCAUUGUCUGCUGUAUUCAUGAACUCAUCAGUGAUGGGUAACGGCAAGCUCUGAGGACAAUCGUGAGUGCAUAACACUAGCUACAUCCCGAGGACUGGCAUUUCUUCCAAACAGCACAACAGACAGUAAUUCUAAUUAGGCACAUUGUAUAGUAAAAACGACAUAUACCUAUGUGGAAUCCGGUUUGGAAACCUUACAUGAUGUAAAUUUGUGAGAAUACCCUUUUUUGACAAUUGAAUAUGCACAUAGUGGACUUUUUGCUAGCUGUAUAAAUUGUGAAAUCAUUAAACUAUAAAGAUGCAAGCUGUAAAUACUUAAGGGACAAAACGUGCAGAUUUCAGUAGAAACAUCUGUAAAUGAGUCUUGUUACACCCCCUUAUCUGUUAAUGAGAGCACUGGUCCUGCAACUUCCUGGUUUGGUUUCGUUAGUUCAGUGGAACUAAACUUAAGAGGCAGCAAUUGCUCAGAACACCUGCCUUGCAAAGACUUCUCAUUGAGCUGCACUGGAAAGUCUGAUCGGACAGCCACAGAAAGUCUGGGCGGGGUUAGAAGAGGAGGGCUUGCAAAGGCUGCUGACAAGAGAUCUGCAGCUUUUGCAAGUUGUUUUAAAGGGACACUAUAAUCACCAGAACAACUACAGAUUAUUGAAUUUGUUCUGAUGAGUAGAAUCAUUACCUUCAGGCUUUUUGCUGUAAACACUGUCUUUUCAGAGAAAAUGUAAUGUUUACAUUACAGCCUAGUGAUAACUUCACUGGCCACUCCUCAGAUGGCUGUUAGAGAUCCUACCUGGGUCAUGGCUGCCUAAAAUGCAUCCAAACGUUCAGUAUCUCCUCCCUCUGCAUGCAGACACUGAACUUUCCUCAUAGAGAUUCAUUGAUUCAAUUCAUCUCUAUGAGGAGAUGCUGAUUGGCCAUGACUGUGUUUGAAUUGUGCUUGCUCUGCCCCUGAUCUGCCUCCUUGUCAGUCUCAGCCAAUCCUAUGGGGAAGCACUGUGAUUGGAUCAGGCUACCACUUCUGAUGAUGUCAGCAGACUGCUUGUUUUUUUUAGGCAAACAGCAUGCAGAUCUACAGCUUCAGGCUUGAAUACAAUAUAUUUAUGGAGGCAUGAGGGGCCCAGUGGGGCUAGAUGGUGGUUUUAACACUAUAGGGUCAGGAAUACAUGUUUGUUUUCCUGACCCUAUAGUGAUCCUUUAAGUCAGUGUUUCCCAACCCAGUCCUCAAGGCACACCUACCAGUCCAGGAUUUAGGGAUUACCCAGUUGUGUCUAAGGUGUUUUUUUUCUUCUUUGUAAAAACACCUUAGACACAACUGGGUAAUCCCUAAAUCCUGGACUGGUAGGUGUGCCUUGAGGACUGGGUUGGGAAACACUGCUUUAAGUUAUACCCACAAUGACUAAUAGAGUUAUACCCAAAACUGCAUAAUUAAAUACAUGCAUGUUUUCAUUGUGGGCGUAUAUACUAUAUAGUGAUUUUUAUUUUGUAUUUGGGCAGUGGAAUUUCCCUUUACCAUAGUUCAUGUGAUAGCUAGGGAAAUGGGAAUGCUGAAUAAUUACUAUUACAAGCACUUUUUGUCUGUAGGUAUUUUUAUUUUAAUUGCUGGAAAUGAACCACACUUUGAAAUGUUUCAUUUAUUUAGAUAGUAGGUCAGUAUCUGGUUAUAGAUAGUCAUUUUUAUAGUAGUAUGUAAAUGUUACAUGCAAGAAACCCACUGCAAUGUAUCUGUUUAAAACCAACACCCAUGGCUUCCUUCCUUCAUUCGGAAUGCACUGAGGACAUGUUACUCUAGGUCAGUUAGCCAAUUACACCAGGGGAAGGCUAGAAUAAUUCUGCAAGAACACACAGAAAUUGGACAAUAUGGAAUGGUUUUCACCAUAAAUCCCAUCCCACCAAAUAUAUUGGGUUUAGUGCAUGCUGCUACUAGUAAAAGGAAAGCUGGAAUUACUAAUUGUGAGUACUCGUCAAUAAGCCAUACUUGGUUAUUUACUAGUAGGAGAUUAGUGGGGAGUUUAAAAUGAAUUAUGCACAUUUUCCCACAAUCUCAGUUUAAAGUCAGAGAAGCUGAAUGGGAAGCAUAACUCACUGGGAGACUAUUUGCAGUUCAACUUCUUUGGCCUUAUAUUUGAAAUUCACUUUGAAUUACUGACAAUUCUUACUUUAGUAAAUAAUCCUGAUUGUGUUUUAUACAGAAAUCUGUUUUUAAUGUGUGUGUGUGUAUAUAUAUAUAUAUAUAUAUAGCUAUUUUCAUUUCUUUAAUUUAGGUUUUGGCAAGAAAGCGUAUAUGUAAAAUAUAUAAAUAUUUG
Messenger RNA from Pelobates cultripes (western spadefoot toad), 37677 nucleotides. The record is from the annotation of a GenBank genome assembly. Lineage: Eukaryota; Metazoa; Chordata; Amphibia; Anura; Pelobatidae.